This is a messenger RNA of Fusarium fujikuroi IMI 58289, 2139 nucleotides long. RefSeq lists its product as uncharacterized. Bases 1 to 2139 code for a protein of 712 amino acids. The transcript has a single exon. The record is from RefSeq and is a predicted model, not a curated record. Lineage: Eukaryota; Fungi; Ascomycota; Sordariomycetes; Hypocreales; Nectriaceae.
AUGGACACUCCUUACUUGCACCAAUGGCUGACUGACACCUCGACCGACAUAAUUGCUCUUGGUCAUUUCCACUAUGAAGGAAGCGUCGUUGACACGUCAGAGCCGUGGCGGGAGAUCUUUGAGAGUUUGAUCAGCCACGAAGCUCCCGACUCCCUUGUCGUGAUAUCACCAAAUGUCGAACAUCGUCGUGAUACCAUAGACAGAGGUUUCGAAAAGUCUGGCCAAAGCGUCACCAGUUUUAGAAUGUUCAGCUACGCAGCCUGGACUGAUUAUGUCAUUCAACGCUGGUCAGCUACUACUGGCCCAACAUUGAAGGGCUACUCGAUGGUGAUUAUCGAUUUGGAUCCUUCAAUGACGAUAGAAUGCGCCAUGGCAUUGUUGGUCACUACGCAUUUUGUCAUGGACACGGCGGAAGACAGCAUGACGAGACUGUUCACAGUUUCAUGCACCGACGUGGACCACGCUUUCGAGAGGCUGGCCGACCAUUUGGAGUUGACACAACCGAUGUCCUUUCAUAUCGAGGACACCUCAGAUACAAAGUCUGAAGAUGAACAAACCAUAUACUGCAAAUCUUUAUCUGAACUCUCCGAGCGAUUCAGUGAGCGGAUUGAAGGUUGCGAGGGAAAUCACAUUGUCCUUGUCUACAAUUCAGAGGCCGCGGCAUAUGCUUUGCUUGAUGAGUCUUGGAAGUCUAUCGCAUACGAAAGGCUAAUUCUCGUCAGGAAUGCCGAACGGGAUGUGUUUCGUGGAGACGAGGAACGUAUUCUUGUAUCUCUCCUUGAUGGAUCUCGUCCUCGAUUGCCGCUUUCUGGGUACAGGCACAUUCACAUGGUGGUUCAGCCGAUGGUUCAGAGAACGAGCUUCGACCUAUCUGUUGGUCAAACGACGAGGUUCUGUCAGCUACUCUCCGUCGAAGAACGAAUUGAGCUCAGAUCCGUUUUCCGUCGACUCGAGGAUCGCCCCUUGUCUGCGACCCUUUACGUGAUAGGAGAAGAAGAGAAGGAAGACGAAUGGUGGGAGACAGGGCCCGUGAUCCGGCGCAAGGAUGUUUGGAAUCGCAACCUGGGAGCGUUCAUGACCCUCGUCGCAUCGCUGGAGGGUAGGGUUGAUACUGCCGCCGCCGCCGAGUGCUUUGUUCCCGAGGGAUGGAUGGGGAUAUAUGUCACAAUGGAAUAUCGCUUGAAAGCUCACGGUAUCCUCAAAUGGAACACGGAUGAGCGAUUGAUUUUGGGUCUGGAGGUUCGCGAGCUCGCAGUCUUUCGCGCAGUCCUUCCGUUUGUUGGGUACGACUACCGACUGGCGUACUUUAUUGCACAAGGAUCCCAGACCGGCAGUGACGCUCUUCUUGAGACCAAGAUUCAGCUGGCUGCUGUGGUCAACAGCGGAGGUGUCGCCAUGUUCGACUUUCAUGUGGUUCUGCCAGACUCUAUCGACACUAUGCAGGAUCUCAUCGACGCCUGCAUUGGAUACAGUAAGCCACUCUCCAACCAGGGAAGCAUAUGGCUUGCGCUUGGUCUCUGGAAGCGUCUUGCCGAUCAUACCGACAACUUCGAAAAUGCUGCACCUGACGGACGUAUCCAGUUCCCGGGCAAGCUUUCCCUGACAGCGGACAGGUUGGGAUGCAUCAAGGCUCAAAAUUCCUUGUUUCAGAUGUCAUCUGCUCUGAAAGAAUGCGGCAUCCAUACCACACAAAAGCAGGGUGGCGACGAAGCCAUGCUCUCGGAGAGUGAUUGUCACGACAUCCAGUCUCAUCUGUUCAGGGCAUAUCUUUCCCAGUUGGCUUCGUGCUGUAGAGACAUAUCCAGUGGUGGCUCUAUUGACUUUCUAGACAUCUCAUCCAAGCGAAAGGUCCUCGGGCUUACAGAUUUGGGAGAUGAUAUGAUUGAUCUUGGCAAUAUCCCGAACGAUGCGCCGGCUUUUGGAGUAUACCAUGGUCUCCGUCGAUACAAUAACGGGGGCCUCGAAUUCCAAGAUUUCACGUUUAUCCCCUCAAGACUCGUGAACGAUUGGGUGUGGGAAUUUCGGGAUAGAGUGGGAGACCCAACGUACGGGAUUGAGAACAUGCUCAGAGUUGAGUGUGGCCUGAGGCGCAACUACGACGGGCUUAGGGAUGAGGUAUGGAAUCCAAAGGAUCAGUAG